AUGAAGGGUCCCAGGAGUUUUGGUCAGCUCUUGACCGCCGCAGUUGCCCUUUCUUCCACAGUAUCGGCAUGGCCCGGCUGGCUUCCAGAGAUUGACGCUCUCGUCGUACGGCAGGAUGACGCGACCACAACAGCUGAGGAAACCGGCACCCCGACCGCCGACUCGGAGACGACAAAGGAGACGGCCACAGCAACGGACAAGAACACUGGUCCCAUCACCACGAACCUAAACACUGGCGGCCAGACGGAUUCGGACACGGCCACCAAGACUUCGGGAGGAAGCGACAAGUCGUCCGGCAGUGGCAAGACGACGGCUACGUCGCACAAGACUUUCAAUGCCCAGGAUCCCGCUGGAGGAGUCUCCAUGAUCACCCCCGCAACCGCAUCCCACACGCAAUUAUACCGGCUGGGCGACACCAUCACUUGGGUUUGGAACUACACUUCGUUGCAGGGCACGCCCACCGCUCUCGAUCUGCUAGUCUCGUGCAGCGCCGUCACCCAGAGCUGGACCCUGACACAGAACAUGAGCUACGAGGCGACAGGCAGCUUCACCUGGGACACCAACGGUUAUCAGGCGACGGCUGUAGAGCAACCUUUGCUCACCCAGGAAUAUACCAUGGUUCUAUACGAUGCCGACUCCUCCGUUUCCGCCACAGCCGAGGCCGGUUACUUGGGCGUCUUCAACCAGUUUACCUUUGGCCUGUACCAACCUCAAUCAUACAAGAACCUGACUGAGUGGAACUGCGUUACCUGUAGUGCUGCCAUGGGUGAUCUAGACCGACAAGCUCUGAGAUUCGCCUUCGGCAUGGCCACACUCACAGUGCUGAGCUUCACGUGGUUUGUUGCCGGUUUCGGCGCACUUGUAUAG
This is a messenger RNA of Neoarthrinium moseri, 867 nucleotides long. RefSeq lists its product as uncharacterized. The record is from RefSeq and is a predicted model, not a curated record. The transcript has 2 exons. NCBI's taxonomy places the organism in Eukaryota, Fungi, Ascomycota, Sordariomycetes, Amphisphaeriales, Apiosporaceae. The coding region runs from base 1 to 867 and encodes 288 amino acids.